Molecule: messenger RNA, 4181 nt
Organism: Alligator mississippiensis (American alligator)
Lineage: Eukaryota; Metazoa; Chordata; Crocodylia; Alligatoridae
Gene: AMZ1
Product: archaelysin family metallopeptidase 1
Exons: 7
Coding region: 957-2468 (503 amino acids)
Biological process (GO): proteolysis
Molecular function (GO): metallopeptidase activity
Source: RefSeq, a predicted model, not a curated record
GGAGUCCACAAACCACCGCCCCCCCAUUGUGAUAUUACAUCUGAAAGUUGUACUAAGGUUUCCUUGACACAAAAGCAAAGGAUCACAUAGCCCUUUUUGCACCACUUCAGUUAGUGAAAGAGCCUGUCCAGAUAUCAGAGCAGGCACAAAACACAUCUCUUAUAGUUAAGGUUGUAAACCAGCUUCUAUUUUAAACUUAAGGUGCCCAUGAGCCUUUCCUAGCCAUUAAUUUUCUCUAGUGAAGUGUUUUAGGAAAGCUUGCUAAAUGGAAGCAAUCAUGGUGGUUUUACACAAUGUAACAGGUUGUGGCCAUUCUGCUAUAGGCAAAAACAUUGAAUGCAGAAGAACUAUACAGGAAUCACACCAGGCAGACAUGGGAUAAUGAGUGAACUCCUGCACUGGAUCCCACAAGAUGCUAAGUGCCUUCAGCCAAUGCUAACCUCUCUGGAGCUGUGUGUGGUCAGCACAACACCCCUUUGAAAGUCCCUCAGUAGGAGGUUGAUCCAGUUUGCUACAGCGGGCAUUGUGCAGACUACCCACAGUACGGACAGUUUUGAGAAGCCAUAUAUCUAUCCCACAGCUGUAGGCCUGCUCGAUAUCCUGUACAGGAAGCUAGGUAGCUGCACUAGAGGGCUGUGCACACAGUAGUAUUCACAGUUACACGCUACAACUCUUCUCUCUUGACACAUUGAUUAAAAAAAAAAUAAUUUUCAACAAAAAAACUUCCCCAACCUGCCCUUGACCCUGCCUCUAACAGUAGAUUUACUUACCAGGGAAGUACUAAUAAAAGGUAGUUUGUGUUUCUUAAAACCUUUCUUGCCAAGAUUAGUUUCAACCAGGACCACAGCGAAGACGCUUUCUUAGACCCCCCCCGCAUCUUUCAAAGGGCCGAACACUCCAGUCUCCUCUUGCCUGCCUUGGUGGGGGCAGUAUCACAGUCCCUGGGCCCAUCUGCAAUGCUGCAGUGCAGACAUGCUCAGGAGUUCAGCUUUGGGCCCCGCGCUUUGAAGGAUGCCCUCAUCUCGACCAACCCUGCCCUGCAGGAGCUCUACACCAAAGCUUUCUCCAGUGCAGAGAAGCUGUUCCUCUCUGAAGCCUACAACCCCCAGAGGACGAUCUUCUGCACCCUGCUCAUCCGGACAGCCUUUGACUGGAUCCUCAGCCACCCAGAUGCCCCCGAGGACUUUGAAACCUUCUAUCACUCUAUGAUGAGGAGGAAGCAGAGUUUCUAUCGAAAGCACAUCUACCUGCAGCCUAUCGAUCUCACUGAAGGGUCUUCUGGGAUCUCACUGCUAGAUUCCCUUAGGAGCUGUGUUGAGUCUUUCUUCCUGGGCCUUCGGGUAAAGUGCCUUCCCUCCAUUCCCAUCUCGUCCAUUCGCUGCUGCUACCGACAAAACCAGGACUCAGACAGGGUGCAGCUUCACACAGAUGGGAUCCUGAACUUCCUAAAGAAUAACAAGCCCAUGGAUGCUCUCUGUGUCCUUGGACUCACACUCGUGGACCUGUACCCCUGUGAGACCUGGAGUUUCACUUUCAGCAAAUUUCUGCCAGAACAAGAAGUGGGAGUCUGCAGCUUUGCCAGAUUUUCUGGCGAUUUCCCCCAGGCAGGCUGUAGCGCCUUAAAUCCAGCCCUGCGGAGGGGAAAGUUGUGCGAGGUCACAGAGAAGACUGGAGACCGGACAUUGCUGUUCAGCAUGCUGGAGAUGGUCCAGUGUUGCAAGGUCAUGUGCCAUGAGAUCUGCCACCUGAUUGGCCUGGGGAACUGCAGGUGGCUGCAGUGCGUCAUGCAAGGCGCGCUGAGUUUGGACGAAGCACUUCUACGGCCCCUGGAGCCUUGUCCCAUCUGCCUCAGGAAACUGCAGUAUGUCGUGGGCUUCAAGCUCGUCGAGCGCUACCAGAAACUGUAUGCUUGGACACAAACUGUACUGUCAGCCUGGGCCACUCAGGAGCCAACAGACCUGUCAGCCUCCGAGGACCUCCUGCCAUUCAGCUCGGACUCAGGGAUGUGCUGCGAGAAUGACUCCGAAGCGGUCACUUCCCUGUCCGAGCCCCUAACCCCGGACACAUGCAGCCAGGCCCUCUCCAUUGGGCAGGAGCUGGAGCACGAUGAGCAGUCGUGUUCUCUGGCUGACACGCACAGCGAGCAGGAGCUGGACGGCACCACCAAGACCACAGACAUCAUCAAGGAAUACGAGCUGUGGCUGGAAAUGUGCAUUGCUGCCUUGGAGAGGAAUGUUUCUGAGGAGGAACUGGCCCAGGUGGACCAAGCUGUGGAUGCCCUUGCCAGGUGGGAAAUGUUUACAGGGCAACUUCCCACCAUGAAGAAGGACUUGCCCUUCACCAGGGACAGCGUAGGGUUGAGGAAAGUCCUUGGAGACAAGUUCUCGUCCUUGCGGAGGAAGUUGAGCUCCAGAAGACUGCCGAAGGGGGAAUCCUCUCCUCAUCACUGGAGAUGGGAGGAAAAUUAGCUGGGGCCUGACUUGUAUGUGCCCAUCUCUCUGUCCUUCUGGCUGGGAAAAGGCAGCCUGACUCCUCCGUUGCCUUUGAUUUAAGUUUUGUUUUGUUUUGUUAUUACCCUGCAUCAGAUCUUUCCCACCAGAAGUUACAUCUCACCAGAAUGAAGUGUUUCUUUUUCCCCCAAUGUGGAGUUCAGUCAGUCUGUCUAUCUCCAUCUCUAAGAGCUUGUCUGUAUGAGAGAGUAGCACUGGCUUAAUGUAAAGUGUCAAUCCAAACCUAUGACAGGUCCCAUGUGGAUGCUCCUACUUCAGUCUGCCUUAAGGUGGCUUGGAACAGGUUUAAGUUAAAACCAGCUUAAAAUACAUUCAUGUAAAGGUUUACACCAGUUGAGGGGAAAAAAAGGAGCAAGUUAAGCCAAUGCAAAACUCCAGUGUAAGGAAAGCGCCAAUCUACUUACUAAAAGCUUGAGCCAUACAAACAUGGCCAUGAUUUUUCAUCUCAUGUAAUGCCAAGUGUCCAUUUCCAGCCAGAUCUCUGAUCCAGAGGUUGUAGGAGCAGAGCUGAGGCUUUCUAACCACAGACCCAUAGAGUCCAGGUAGACAGCAGCAAGCAAGGUCUGGGAAGUCAGAUGGUAAUGGGCACUGGGUACAGCAAUAAGUAAAAACCACCACUGAUUAUCCAUCACAAACAAUGGCUUUAUGUUGGCUGCCACUUGGAUGACACACAGGGGAUCUCUAGGAGCCAGUACAGCCAAGAUUGUAGCCAUGAGCUGUAACAACUUCAACUUUUAUCCUCUGAGCAUUGGCACAGAGAGGAAUUCCUGACACAGUCACUGGUUACAUUUGCUUGCAGGGACUUUGCUUGCAGCAGCUGACACGUCAGCUCCUUCCCCUCUGGCCAAGGUCCCCAAGUCCGGUCUGAGUGCAUUUACUGAUAGGAAAACACUGCAGAACCUGCCUUUCAGUUGAUAGCAACUCUCCAGCUAUUUAUAGCUGGCUGCUCAUGAGGCUGACAGUUUUUCAAGCCUCGUAAUAGCAGGGGCUGGCCCUCUCCAUCAUGGUUUCCUUCUGAAUUCUGGCACUGAUAAUGCAGUCAUCAACUUACUCUUGGUGGCCAGACUUAGUAAUUUUAGAUCCAAAACAUCUAUUUAGUUUCCCGCUGCCCAAGACAAGCAAGCAGGUCAAACUGAGUCGCGAGACUCCCCCCUUCCCCCAGCUGAAAUGUUGGGCUUUAAUAAGGGCACCGAAAUACAGGCCCCAGCUUUCUCCAUGCAGCUGAAAACUGCAAAAACCAAGGAUUGCACUUUGUGGAAGAGGGCAGUGAGACAGCUUGCUCAUGCAGGUGACUGGAGAAGCCGGGGUGGCUUUUCCAAGACAAGCUUGAUCAAGGGCAGAUGUCUAACGAACAAAUUAAAGCCAGCACGGUUCAUAGAAAGAGGAAAAGGGGGCCGACUUCUACAAGACUAAUGAUGUCAAUGACUGGAAACGUUCCCGCCCUCUCCCCUCCCACAGCCCCUACAUCUGGAAUCCAUGUUAGGGGAAAGCAGCUGCAGCCGCCCCCUGCCGGCUCUGUAAACCCGAAUCGCUGGUUCACAAUUGCUUUUCAUCUCUCAGCUUUUUCAGAUCUACUGAAGCUUUUGAACAAAUCCUACAUGGACGAUAAACCUAGUUGCUGUCCGCAUCCUGUUCUCACCCUUUAAAACACUGUUACUAUUUUAAACAGGA